Molecule: messenger RNA, 207 nt
Organism: Trichomonas vaginalis G3
Lineage: Eukaryota; Parabasalia; Trichomonadida; Trichomonadidae
Exons: 1
Coding region: 1-207 (68 amino acids)
Source: RefSeq, a predicted model, not a curated record
AUGGAUAUUCAAAAAAAUGGAGAAGUAAAUUUUGACUCAGGUAACUGGCUUGAUCAGGUAGACAGAACGUCAUUUGUUCAAGUUGUCACUCCUGUUGAAGGAAAUCCAAUAGAAAUCAAUCCAAUUCAUGAAUCUUUACAAACUGCAACUUAUAUCGAAACACCAUUCGAAUCUGUUUCUUUUUUAAUGGGCAGGAAAAUUCACUAA